This is a messenger RNA of Lingula anatina, 2748 nucleotides long. RefSeq names its product signal peptide peptidase-like 2B. Gene Ontology annotation, cellular component: Golgi-associated vesicle membrane; cytoplasmic side of endoplasmic reticulum membrane; lysosomal membrane. Gene Ontology annotation, biological process: membrane protein proteolysis. Lineage: Eukaryota; Metazoa; Brachiopoda; Lingulata; Lingulida; Lingulidae. The record is from RefSeq and is a predicted model, not a curated record. Gene Ontology annotation, molecular function: aspartic endopeptidase activity, intramembrane cleaving.
AGAUGUCAACAAUGUCUUCCUCGUUCCAGUCCUUUGGGGUGAAAGCUAGAAAUGUGGUUGUUGUUGUAAUUUACCUUCUUUGUCUCAGCAAUCAGGUCCAAGCAGAUCUAGGACUACUGUAUGCACAGAAUGAUAAGGACUCAACAUCUUCAGGCUUAUUUUGUGUUGCAUACAAUCCUGGUUUUCAUGAAUUACCUAAGACAAGAGAGGAAGCAUUGAGAGAACCUUUUCUUGAUUUGAUGCCACAAAUACUCUGUGAGGAUGGCACCUUCCCAAACAUGCACAGUAAGUGUGUGGCUGUCCAGAGAGGCAACUGUACAUUUAGUGAGAAAGCCAGGAUUGUCCAGGGCCAUCAAGGUAGGACAGCCCUGGUGGUCAGCAAGGAGCAGAAUUUGGACCAGCCUUCAGCUGCUAACAAAUCUGAUUAUGAUUCCAUAUCUAUAGCAGUUGCUAUUAUACAUCACAAUGAUUAUGAGCAAAUUAAGACACUAGGGUCCAAUUUGAGUGUAUGGCUGUAUUCCCCAGAUGGGCCAAAAGUAGACUACAACAUGUUCAUCAUCUGGACUUUAGCUGUGGGGACAUUGGUCAUUGGGGCUGAAUGGUCAGGAAGAACAAAACACAAACAACGGAAAAAAAGCCGCAGCAGUGAGGAAGAUGUGGAAGGUCAAAGAUCUGAGGAGGAGGAUGACACAUUUGAUCUGUCACCUAAAGUUAUCCUGAUAUUUGUGGUUCUGAUGUGUGGUAUGAUAGUGGCAUUGUAUUUUCUCUAUGACUAUCUUGUAUACGUGCUGAUUGGGUUGUUUGUCAUAGCUUCAUCAUGUGGAUUGUACUUCUGUUUAGAGGCACUUAUGUCUAAGACAUCUUUAGGAAAUUGUAGGAUUCCACCAAAUAAUCUCCCUGUAUUUAAGUAUCAACCAGAGAUCCGUGCAAUAAUACUAGCCAUUGCAUGUUUAGGACUGGGGAUAUUCUGGGCCAUAGAGAGAAAAGCAAGUUAUGCUUGGAUCUUUCAAGAUAUCCUUGGGGUUGCCUUUUGCAUCAAUAUGUUGAAAACUGUAAGACUGCCACAUUUUAUGGGUUGUGUAAUUCUGUUGGGGUUAUUGUUGCUAUAUGAUGUGUUCUUUGUCUUCAUCACUCCUCUUCUGACUAAGUCAGGUGACAGCAUUAUGGUAGAUGUCGCCACUGGAGGCAGCAGUCGCACAGGAGAGCAGCUUCCAAUGGUGUUGAAGAUACCUCACUUGUCUACAUCCGAAUAUACCAACAUUUGCCCAGUUCUUUCUCCAUACUCAUUACUUGGGUUUGGAGACAUCAUUGUACCAGGACUGCUUGUAGCAUACUGCUAUGCAUUUGACUUGAAAGUCCAAAGCAAAAGAAUAUAUUUUAUUUCCACAACUAUUGCUUAUGGAUUGGGGCUCAUCAUAUGUUUUAUGGCUCUGGCAUUUAUGGAAAUUGGCCAACCUGCAUUGCUGUACCUUGUACCUUGCACAGUUGGGACAACUGUUGUGAUUGGCUGGGCCAGGGGAGAGCUACGUCAUCUAUGGAAAGGGGAUCUGAAAACAAAUGGUGCUCCUCAGAAUUCCAUUCAAGAACCAGAUGGAGAAGGCACUGAGGGAGAAUGUCACCAAGAUAAUCUCAGUGAAGAUGAGACCAGAACUCUCUUAAAACACACAGCCUGAUAAAUUUAAAAUGUCAAAAUAUAUUAAAAUACAGGGAUACAUGAAGCUGAUAAUAUGUAUAUUUCCUUGUACUGCUCACUGACUUUUCUAGCACAAAAGUUUCUUUUUAAGAAUAUUUCCUGCCAUAAAUUUUUACCACAAGAACUUAAAAAUGAUUAUUAAAAAUACAAAUUAAUUGCUGAAAUAUUAACCAGUGAGUAACAAUACAAGUAAAAAGAUUUUUUGAAUAAUGUUUUUAUUAUACUUUCAGUUUGUUAAAAGAGAGAUAACUUUGUCGAAAGAAAAUGAAAAAUAUUUAUAAUAAUCAAUUCAUAGCCAGUUUUCUAGCAUUAUUCUGUAAGCUAAAAUAAACUUAUUUUCUUAUAUAAUAAUGUUAUAUUGUUCAAGCAUUUUAUGCAGAAGUCUGGAUAUUUAGGUGUGAUAUUAUGGAAUGGCAUUAUGGUUCUCUUGUGUGCUUUAAAUGAUCACUAUAUUACCCUAUCCAAGCAUGCAAACUAUUUACGAAAAUGAGUUUGUUACAAACUAUACGCCUUGUUUCAUUUUUUGCCACAUGAUUAUUUUCUUGAUAUUGUGCCAUAUAUGUACAUCUUACUCCUUAAUUUAUUAAUUCAAUUAAUUUUCCAUCUUGCAAAAUUUUCUACUUAAGUUUGUUAGCAUGCAUUUAAGUUUAUCUUUAUGCUUUCUUGUAAUAUUCUAUGUAAUGUCUGAAUCAUUCGAAAAAUGCCAGGUGGUAUUACAUUUCUAACUACUAUAAAUGCUCCUCAUGCAUUGUUUAGAAAAAGGAGGUACAUUUUCAUGACUAUUGUAUAAGGAUAUACAAGCACUGUUUAUGUAUGAAUUAAGGACGAAGUAAAUGUGGUAUAAAUGUCUGUUGGAAAUCCCUGUUACUGUUAUAAAGUUUCUAAGCUGUGCGUAUUUAAAAUAUUUGUAGAUUAGUUGGAUACAUUUGUGAAAAAAAGGCCUAUAUUUGUGUAAAAAUGUUGAUCAGAAAUCAAUAUGGUUGGGGCAAGGUUAUCGACAUCCUUUAUGUUGAGAGGAUGGAUUAUUGUUAAUUUUGGGGGGGAAUGACAUUAAC